GGUGCGCAUCGCGCCAUGGCCGCCGCGCUCCGGCCCCUCCGCGCCCUCAGCCGCGCCGCGCUGGAGCCCCGCGACCGCCGCCUGCACCUCAGCGCCGCCCGGGGGGACGCCGUGGUGAUCUCGGGGCGGAAGCUGGCCCGGCAGAUCCGGCAGGAAGCGCGGCACGAGGUGCAGCAGUGGGUGGCGGCGGGGAACAAGAGGCCCCACCUGAGCGUGGUGCUGGUGGGGGAGAACCCAGCCAGCCACUCCUACGUCCUCAACAAAACCAAAGCGGCGGCUGACGUGGGGAUCAGCAGCGAGACCAUCCUCAGGCCGGCUUCCAUCACUGAGGAGGAGCUGCUGGAUUUGAUUGGAAAACUCAACAACGACGCAGCCGUGGACGGGCUGCUGGUGCAGCUUCCCCUGCCUGAGCACAUCGACGAGCGCAAGGUCUGCAACGCCGUGAGCCCGGACAAGGACGUCGACGGCUUCCACGUGAUCAACGUGGGCCGCAUGUGCCUGGACCAGUACUCCAUGCUUCCUGCCACGCCCUGGGGCGUCUGGGAGAUCAUCAAGAGAACAGGAAUCCCAACGCUGGGCAGGAACGUGGUGGUGGCAGGCAGGUCCAAGAACGUGGGGAUGCCGAUCGCGAUGCUGCUCCACACCGACGGCAGCCACGAGCGGCCCGGAGGUGACGCCACGGUGACGAUCUCGCACCGCUACACGCCCAAGGAGCAGCUGAAGCAGCACACGAUCCGUGCGGACAUCGUGGUGGCAGCCGCAGGCAUCCCCAACCUGAUCACAGCCGACAUGAUCAAGGAAGGAGCCGCCGUGAUCGACGUGGGGAUCACGAGGGUGCAGGAUCCCGUCACUGCCAAGCCCAGGCUGGUUGGGGACGUGGAUUUUGAAGGGGUGAGGAAGAAGGCGAGUUACAUCACGCCGGUGCCUGGCGGCGUGGGGCCCAUGACCGUGGCCAUGCUGAUGAAAAACACCAUCAUCGCUGCCAAGAAGCUGCUGAAACCCAAAGAGCUCGAGGCUCUCCCUGCCUAAGGAGGGCCCCUCAGAGCUGGGCCUAACGAGGGCCUCUGCCUUUCAACAUUCCAGACUGACUCCUGAACAGGCCGAUAGAAAAUGCAAUAUUUUUAUUUAUUGUCUGGCAUGCGGGGCUCUUUCCCUGCCCGGAGGUCACAGGUAUUUAUUGGAAGCUCGUGCAGAGCUGGGAGUAUCCACACUCCUCCCGAGGCAAUCCUGUGGGAUGCGCAGCGAUGGCCUCGAUGGUUCUGUUCUCACAAUCCCAGCUCCUGGCGUUCCCGAGUUCCUCCUCUGUGCUGGAUGUUUAGUUUAAGCUCUUCUGUAGAAGAAUUACUUGAAGAAAAAAAACCAGUUGAAGAAUUGAAGCCAUAUUUGUGUGCUGGGCCUGAGCAGGCCCUGGCAGGGGCAGGGCUGGUGUAACAAGUUCUAGUGUGCAGCUGGGCUGGGGUUUUUUUUGCUCUUUGCGUGGUGAAUUUUUUUAAAAGCCUUUUUUUCCUAACCAAAGAAUACCUGGGGGAGGGAGGGGGGUGGUUGGUGCCCACACAGGGCCUGGGGGAGGUGUCCUGCACUGUGUUGUAAAGUGUGAGUGCUUAGUGACUAGUGUGGGCUGGCUAAAUAAAGUGUGAGAAGACAAAAAAUAAA
Messenger RNA from Corvus hawaiiensis (hawaiian crow), 1653 nucleotides. It is a transcript of the gene MTHFD2, whose product is annotated as methylenetetrahydrofolate dehydrogenase (NADP+ dependent) 2, methenyltetrahydrofolate cyclohydrolase. Gene Ontology annotation, molecular function: methylenetetrahydrofolate dehydrogenase (NADP+) activity; methylenetetrahydrofolate dehydrogenase (NAD+) activity; methenyltetrahydrofolate cyclohydrolase activity. Gene Ontology annotation, cellular component: mitochondrion. The record is from RefSeq and is a predicted model, not a curated record. The coding region runs from base 16 to 1029 and encodes 337 amino acids. Gene Ontology annotation, biological process: tetrahydrofolate interconversion. The transcript has 8 exons. Lineage: Eukaryota; Metazoa; Chordata; Aves; Passeriformes; Corvidae.